Amphibalanus amphitrite is the source of this 2091-nucleotide messenger RNA. Its product is annotated as ras-related protein Ral-a-like. Gene Ontology annotation, cellular component: plasma membrane. The record is from RefSeq and is a predicted model, not a curated record. Lineage: Eukaryota; Metazoa; Arthropoda; Thecostraca; Balanomorpha; Balanidae. The transcript has 6 exons. Gene Ontology annotation, molecular function: GTP binding; GDP binding; GTPase activity. Gene Ontology annotation, biological process: Ras protein signal transduction. Bases 727 to 1335 code for a protein of 202 amino acids.
ACAAAAUCCUGAACAAUCACUAUAAUCCCUCAUACAGCAAAAUAGUCUACUCUUUUACAAUAUUCUGUCUUAUCUCUUCGCACCAAGGAGAAGAAAACUUAGGCUUUAACGUGGAAGAAGAACAAUGGCAUCAAGAGAAAAAUAUCAGGGAUGAGAUCUUUUUCUAAAAGCCAUCAAGUAAUUAUAGUACUUUGGUGAAAUAGUUGACAUCAUGAUGUGUUUGAAUCUGUGGAAAUAAUAUGCAUUUUCAUCUAUAUUGCAAGAACGAAUGAAGCAACUCAAAUUUAUAUGGGCAUGGCAUAAUUUCAUUAAAUUGAAAGUGACCAUAAAAAUAGCUGAUCUAGCUGCUUACGAUGCACUGAACUCUUAAAUGUUACGAUGCUUAUCUCUUUCUACGGCGAAUAAUGAAACGAAUGCACUUUUCGGUUCGACCCGCUGCGCUCUUGGAUGCUUCAAUACUCAUCCGUUCGACCACUCCUAGCAGUGUGAACCCAGCAUUAGUUGUCAUAGCUCCUUUCUGUUCCGUUGUGUGAUUCAGAAGAGGGUGUUGGCGGAGUUUUGAGAUUGGGUUGGGACUUUCUUAGAUAAAGUUGCUACAAAAAUAAAUAUUCGUGGCUUAGGGGUAGCGAUAAUUUAAUCCUUCAUCUGCACUGCUUUAUUAGUGAGAUUCUUUGGACUUCUUUCCCUGCCAUCACAUUCUGAUUCAGUCGUCCUGAUUCGGCCAAAAUGAGUGGCAAGAAGGGCGUAACUCAGCCUGCAUUACACAAGGUUAUUAUGGUCGGCAGUGGUGGAGUGGGAAAAUCAGCACUGACCCUACAGUUCAUGUAUGAUGAGUUCGUGGAAGACUAUGAGCCAACCAAGGCUGACUCGUACCGUAAGAAGGUGGUGCUGGAUGGUGAGGAAGUGCAGAUAGACAUCCUGGACACAGCGGGACAGGAGGACUACGCUGCCAUCAGGGACAAUUACUUCCGGAGUGGUGAGGGCUUCCUCUGCGUCUUCUCUAUAACCGAGGACGAGAGCUUCCAGGCUACGCAGGAGUUCAGGGAGCAGAUUUUACGUGUCAAAGACGACGAGACCAUCCCUCUGCUGCUGGUUGGUAACAAGUGCGACCUGGAGGAGCGGCGGCGCGUGGCACACGCGGAAGCCGGCGCCCGCGCCUCCCAGUGGGGCGUACCCUAUGUGGAGACCUCGGCAAAGACUCGUCACAAUGUGGACAAGUGUUUCUUCGACCUGAUGCGGAAGAUAUCGGCAAGAAAGGCGGAACUGACACGGGGCAACCACGAAGAGGUCAAGGAGCCCACCAAGUGCUGGAAGUGCAAAUGCCAGCUGUUAUAGUGGUGGACGCGAACGGGGUAUGACGUCAGAAUGUGACGUGAGGUGACGUCAGAGUCGGACGGGACCGCCGUGCCGCGGCCGGCGGCGCGUCUCCCCGCCGUGUGGCUGUCUGUGGCGGCGGCCCGGGUCGGAUGCCCGGUGUCUGUCGGCACUCGCCGGCGGCUGAGGGGGUGUCGGGUGUCACCCGCUCGGUGACACGGCGCCGAUCCGACAGCUGCAGGAGCGUGUCAACAUGCGGCGCUCCGCGUGUGUGCGUGUCUGUGUGCGUCUGAGACCCUCCGGGGUCGGUGCGGCCCGCCAGCCGCCGUCGGCCGUACCGCCAGCCUGCUCACCACUCAGUGGGCCUACGAACCGCGCGGCGCAUGGCUAGUAUGGAUUAUUUUUCGUACGGGACUGGUUUUCCGAUAGUCGGCCGCCCGCUCGAAGGCAGCACCCCGCUGCCUGGCCGGGACGGAUGGACGACACAGCACUAUUUUGUAUUCGUUAGUUCGGCUUCGUGUGGGCUCGCCUGCCCCCCGAGCCGCCUUUUGAUAAUUUAGCCGUAGACACUGUGGUUAAGUGUGUUGCACGCGCGCGUACGCUUGUAACUGAGACGGGGCGCCCCCGGCAAUGUACCGCUUGGAGCCGUUUGUACCGAAGAGACCGUCUGCUGUGCGCUAUGUGCAUGUUGUUGCCGACUCGCUUGUUCUUCUGAUUGUGCUAUUCCGAACAUACCUAGUGUGAUGACGGAGCAUCCAAUAUACAUACACUGUCACA